Messenger RNA from Diplodia corticola, 3123 nucleotides. RefSeq names its product nonsense-mediated mrna decay protein. The record is from RefSeq and is a predicted model, not a curated record. Lineage: Eukaryota; Fungi; Ascomycota; Dothideomycetes; Botryosphaeriales; Botryosphaeriaceae. Gene Ontology annotation, biological process: protein import into nucleus. The transcript has 10 exons. Gene Ontology annotation, molecular function: small GTPase binding. The coding region runs from base 1 to 3123 and encodes 1040 amino acids. Gene Ontology annotation, cellular component: cytosol; nuclear envelope.
AUGGACGUAGCUGGCCUACGAAGUCGCAUUGCCGCGACUCUCGAAUCCAACGCCGACGCCCGUCGCCAGGCCGAAAUCGAUCUCAAAUAUGCAGAAGACCAGCCCGGUUUUCCCGACGCUCUGCUGAACAUCCUCGAGGCCGAGCAGGAGGCUGGCGUGCGCCUGUCCACCGUCGUUUACCUGAAAAACCGCAUAACCAAAGGCUGGUCGCCCGCCGAAGACUACUCGCAGGCAAAGCCCAUACCCGAGGAGGAGAAGGCAAACUUCCGCAAGCGCCUUGUGCCCGUCCUCGCCACUUCCGCGCCGCCCAUCCGCGCCCAGCUUAUCCCCACGCUCCAGAAAAUCCUCGCCUUCGACUUCCCUUCCAAGUGGCCCGAAUUCCUCGACAUCACCCAGCAGCUCCUCAACGCAAAUGACGCAAACUCGGUUUUUGCCGGCAUCCAGUGCCUGCUCGCCAUUUGCCGCAUAUACCGCUUCAAGGGCAAUGAGGACAGGACGGAGUUUGACGGGAUCGUGCAGGUUACCUUCCCGCAGCUGCUGAACAUCGGCUCGAGGCUCGUCAACGAGACGAGUCUGGAGGCUGGCGAGAUGCUGCGGACUAUCCUUAAGGUCUACAAGCACGCCAUCUACUUUGAACUACCCGUUCCGCUCCGCGACCAGCAGAGCAUGGUUGGCUGGUGCACCCUUUUCCUGAAUGUGGUCGCUAAGGAAGCACCCCCGUGUGCCAUGUCCGAGGACCUUGAGGAGCGCGAAACGAAUCACUGGUGGAAGGCAAAGAAGUGGGCAUAUGCCAACUUGAACAGGUUAUUCGUGAGAUACGGUAAUCCCCAGACCCUUGGAAAGAGCAACGAGAUCGAUUAUUCGGCAGUGGCCAAGAACUUUCUCGAGAACUUUGCUCCGGAGAUCCUUAAGGGUUAUUUGCAACAGGUCGAGAAAUGGGUUGCCAAGACGGCCUGGCUGAGCAAGGCUUGUUUAUCCUACACUCUGGCCUUCCUGGACGAGUGCGUUAGGCCCAAGUCCAUGUGGAACCACCUGAAGCCUCACCUGGAGGGUCUCAUUUCGCAUCUUAUCUUCCCCGUUCUUUGCCAGUCGGACGAAGACAUCGAGUUGUUUGAGACUGAUCCUCAGGAGUACUUGCACCGUAAGCUCAACUUUUAUGAAGAGGUUUCCUCACCGGACGUUGCCGCAACAAACUUCCUUGUCACCCUCACCAAGGCUCGCAGAAAGCAAACCUUCACCGUCUUGAACUACAUCAACAACAUCGUCAGCCAGUACGAGUCGGCCCCGGAUGACCAGAAGAACCCGCGCCACAAGGAAGGCGCGCUGCGCAUGAUUGGUACUCUCGCCCCCGUCAUCCUUGGAAAGAAGAGCCCGAUCGCCGAUCAGGUCGAAUAUUUCUUCGUCCGUCACGUCUUCCCCGAGUUCAGAAGUCCCCACGGUUUCCUUCGUGCUCGCGCCUGUGACACGCUCGAAAAGUUUGAGCAGCUCGAUUUCAAGGACCAGAACAACCUUAUCGUCAUCUACCGCAACAUACUGGAAUCGAUGGCUGAUCCUGCUCUCCCGGUCCGUGUCGAGGCUGCUCUCGCUCUUCAGCCACUCAUUCGCCACGACGUCAUCCGUACUUCCAUGCAGCAGAACAUUCCUCAGGUCAUGCAGCAGCUCCUGAAGCUCGCUAACGAGGUCGAUGUCGAUGCGCUUGCCAACGUGAUGGAGGAUUUUGUCGAGGUUUUCGCGGCUGAGCUGACGCCUUUCGCUGUUGCACUGAGCGAGCAGCUGAGGGAUACAUACCUCCGCAUCGUGCGCGAACUGCUCGAGCGGAACCAGCAGAAGGAUGACGAUGACACUUUUGGAGAUUACCUGGACGACAAGAGCAUUACUGCUCUUGGUGUUCUGCAGACUAUUGGCACGCUUAUUCUGACUCUGGAAAGCACGCCGGAGCUGCUUCUGCACCUCGAGACUAUUCUCAUGCCAGUAAUCUCCAUCACGCUCGAGAACAAGCUCUAUGACUUGUACAACGAGGUCUUCGAAAUCAUCGACAGUUGCACGUUCGCGGCGAAGAGUAUCUCCACCACGAUGUGGCAGGCUUUCGAGUUGAUCCACAGGACGUUCAAGGCUGGCGCAGAACUCUACUUGGAAGAUAUGCUCCCAGCUUUGGAGAACUUUGUUACCUACGGUUACGAAGCCCUCAUUGUUCAACGCCCCUACCUCGAGGCCAUCGUUGACAUGAUUCGCACCAUUUUCAAGGACGACAAGGUCGGCGGUGUUGACCGCAUUUGCGGCUGCAAGCUCGCCGAGAUCCUGAUGCUGACGUUGCGCGGGCACAUCGACGACUUUAUUCCUGAGUUUAUCCAGCUCUCCAUGCAUGUCCUGCUCAACGAUGAUGCCAAGGUCAAAUCCUACCGCAUUCACUUGAUGGAAAUGAUCAUCAAUUGCAUCUACUACAACCCCCGUCUUUCUCUACACGUCCUGGAGAGCAACGGCUGGACCAACAAGUUCUUCAGCCUCUGGUUUUCUAACAUUGACAGCUUCACGCGGGUCCAUGACAAGAAGCUCUCUAUUGCUGCCAUCGCCGCCCUUCUGACCUUGAAUGCCCAGGAGGUUCCCGUUAGCGUGCAGGGCGGCUGGGCUCGUCUCCUCAACGGCAUUGUGCGGCUUUUCCAGACGCUUCCUGCUGCCAUGAAGAACCGGGAAGAAGCCAAGCGCGAGGAGGACUUUAGCUUCAGCCAAGAGUUCGAGGAGGAUGAAGAAGAUGAGGAGUGGGAGGGUGAAGGGGACUGGGCCAACGAGGGAGAAGAGACUGAGGAUAUCAAGGAUGAGAGCACGGCAUACCUUGAGUUCCUCAAUGAAGAAGCACAGAAGUUCAACGUCAUCAGCGAUGACGACGAUGACGAGCUCGAGGAGGAAAGCUUGCUCGAAACGCCCCUGGACAAGCUUGAGCCCUACAGCCUGUUCAAGACUGCUUUAUUGAACUUGCAGCAAGAACAGCCUCAACUGUACGAGACCUUGACUAAAGACCUCAACCCCGAGGAGCAACAAGUUGUCCAAGGUGCAGUCCACCAAGCGGAUGUGAUCGCCCAGCAGCAGGCCGAACUCGCCAAUGGUAACCCGCCGACGAUCGCUUAA